GUUGUGGCCAGCUUGUGUACGUGCAGGUUUGGAUACAUGCUGCAGCCACCAGGAGGGGAAGCCCCGCAGGCCUGGGUUAGGUUGCUGGGCGUGGCCAAAGUUGGGGUGCGGCGGCGUGAAGCCGGCCCGCUGGGCCUGGCGGUCCUUAAAUUCUUCCACUUUUCGCUCGGACCAUGCACUCUUACCUGUGUAAGUCAGCAGCGAGCGACCCUGCGCGCUGCCCUCGCGAGGAUCGCGGGCUUCUGCUCGAAGUGGAAAAUGCAGUUGCUCGAUUGCAACCCAGAGGUGGAUGGUCUGAAACAUCUGCUGGAGAUCGGUACUUCGGUCAAUGCACCCCCAGAUCUCUACCAGCAGUCGCCUGUUCACUUAGCCGCAGGCGGGGGUCUCCCUUGCUUUAUCCUCUGGCAGCUGCAAAUGGGCGCUGACCUCAAUCAACAGGAUGCUGUUGGAGAAGCCCCAAUACACAAGGCAGCAAAAGUUGGAAGCCUGGAAUGCCUUAGCCUGCUUGUAGCUGGUGAUGCACAAAUUAAUUUAUGUAAUAAGAAUGGGCAAACUGCCGAAGAUCUUGCUUGGUCAUACGGAUUUCCAGAAUGUGCCAAGUUUCUUACAGCAAUCAAAUGUAUGCAGGCAAUAAAAUCAAGUGAACGAGAUCAUUGUGUUCCAGUCCUCAGGCAGAAACGCAGUUUGGGAAGUGCAGAAAAUAUAUAUGGGAAAAGGAAGUGUUGGUAGGACCGAAGUGCAAACUAAGUUUCAAGAGAGAUAAAGAUGGAAUUCCAGUAUGAAGGAGAAGAACAGUCAGUGUUCUCCCAGAAGCAAGAAUGGAGAGAUGUGGCCACAAAUGAGGAAACGCUGGCAGCCACUAGACUCUGGAAGAGGUCAGGAACAGCUUCCCCACGAGACUGUGGGGAGAGCAUAGUCCUGCAGCCACAGCAAUUUUAGCCCAGUCAGUGAUAACUGAUUCUCACUUCUGACCUCCAGCACUGUAAGGACACAGGUUUUUUUUGUUUGUUUAAAUAGGGGCAUAACCAGCUUAGCACAGGGCUCUGGUGGCCACUCCCAAAGAGACUCCAUUCAGUGAAUGUCUAAUCAGCCAGUGUUUUCGGCCAUCAGGGUUACACUCCGUGGGCACCAAGUCUGGGGCACCAGCUCCACCCUUUUGAGUUCCACCUGGCCUGGGAAUAACUCAAAAAUGUAAAGAGCAAAAAUUAAUGAACUAGAAUACAGGACUUAAAAAAAAACUUAAGAAUGAUACGAAGAAUGAAAAAGGAAACAUUAAUACAACUAUAGCAGAGAGCAAAACCCAGUAAAUGUAAACUCAAGUAAUUUUCAUAAUUAAUAAAAUUGUAUUAACAUUUUUUUUCUGUAAAGAAAUUGUUAGUGAGAUUAGUUUAGCAGAUGAGUUUUACUAAAUGAACCAAGAAAGAUCAUGCCAAUCUAAUAUAAAUUCCUUUAGAACAUUUUUAAGAGUGAACAACCCCCAAAUUUUUCAAUGAGUCAGUAUAUGACUGAUAGAAAUGUCAAAUAAUGGUGACAAAAGAAAAUUAUGAUAAUAUCAUUUGUGAACAGAAAUGCAUGAACCUAACAAAAUACUUGCAAAAUAAAUCCAGCUGGGAACUCCAAAUAAUAAAUAAUAACUAAAAUAGUUUUAUCCCAUAAAAGCAAAUCAAUUAUUAUUUGUAAACUUAUGAUGAAAUAUUUAGAACUGAUGCUAAAAUAUUUGGGAUAAAUAACAUGAUGCUUGUAAUUUUUGCUUGAAUCUGCUCAAUGGAGAAAAUGAGGAGAAAUGAAGCAAAUGUAGCAUAUUGGCAACUGCUGCACACAUGUAAAAAAACAUACAGGAAUGAAAAAAAAAACAUACAGGAAUGUUUAUAGCAUGCUUAUCUAAAUAGCAUAAAAAAAGAAAAAAAACUAACAGGAAAUCAUACUAAGGUACAAUAUAAAGCAAUCAAGAUAAUGAAAGGCAUAUACCAUGGAUAAAAUCUUAGGUACAUAAUAUUGAUGAAAAGGCAAGCUAUAGCAGACUACACAUGGAACUAUAUGACUUUUAUACAGCUCAAAAUCAAGCAAAAUUUUAAAAAAACUAAGUCAUUGAUAAUAAAUACACAUAUGGAGAAAAUGUAUAAAACUGAGGAAAUAAACUGAC
This is a messenger RNA of Sorex araneus (European shrew), 2143 nucleotides long. RefSeq names its product ankyrin repeat domain 37 (gene ANKRD37). Bases 37 to 729 code for a protein of 230 amino acids. The record is from RefSeq and is a predicted model, not a curated record. The transcript is spliced from 5 exons. Lineage: Eukaryota; Metazoa; Chordata; Mammalia; Eulipotyphla; Soricidae. Gene Ontology annotation, molecular function: protein binding.